Brugia malayi is the source of this 1758-nucleotide messenger RNA. Its product is annotated as Zinc finger, C2H2 type family protein. Bases 1 to 1758 code for a protein of 585 amino acids. NCBI's taxonomy places the organism in Eukaryota, Metazoa, Nematoda, Chromadorea, Rhabditida, Onchocercidae. The record is from RefSeq and is a predicted model, not a curated record. Gene Ontology annotation, biological process: regulation of transcription by RNA polymerase II. Gene Ontology annotation, cellular component: nucleus. The transcript has 10 exons. Gene Ontology annotation, molecular function: RNA polymerase II cis-regulatory region sequence-specific DNA binding; DNA-binding transcription factor activity, RNA polymerase II-specific.
AUGUUGAAUCAGUCGUCGUCUUCUUCCACUAAAAAUUAUAUUGAUGUUUGUGGCGAGAUUAGCGAAUGUAAUACUACGGCAGCUUCGCAGCAGCGUCUUCUUAGCGGUGGUACUGGUUCUAGACAGUUGAAGCAGGAGGAGUCAAUUGUUGCUGCUACCAGUGUUUGUGCAGUCACUAAUGAUACACCUAACAUGAGCACUCAUGAUGAGGCUGGUUGCAUGGCAAGUCUGUUUCAUACCCCCCCUUGGGCAUCAAUGGCUAUUCUUCCGCCACAUAAUUUAGCCCAGCAGCAGGGAGGCGUCACACGAGAAGUUGUUGGAGGUACAAAUCAUCCAUUAGCGAUGCGUUAUUCAAGUUUUGAUGGAACUGCUGCUGCUGCUGCUGCUGCUGCGAAGGAUCCUAUGAAUCCGAUGAAUGCACCUCUUUAUCAAUUUCAAGAUUUGGAUAUGAUAGCAAGUAUAGUGGCUAAGGAACAAGCACUACUGAAGAUGAAUACAGCAGCCGCAGCAUCAAGCACUGCAGAACAUGGUCGUUUGGCAGGCUUUGCUAUACCGAGUCGCGCACAUACUCAGGUUAUAGUUAACGGAGCACGAGAGAAUAUGUCAUCACCAAGUGAAAUGUCACCAACUUCAUGCUCUCCAUCAUCAUCCGACACAUUGCAAAGCACCCAAGGGGGGACCAGUACUGCAAUUCAUGCACAUAACGAACAUCCCGGCCCGGAAGACACUGCGCCCAAAAGUGGGAAUGAAUCACCUGUUGAUGUGACGAGUCUCAUGAAAGAAAAUGAAAUGGAUGUGGGCUAUUUCGUUGUAAGCCACUUGAACGGAAAUUUAGGCAACAGAGAUCUAAUGCCGUUUAUUUCUGUCAAUCAACUAACACCAUCGGCCUCUGCAGUAGGCUCAUUCAGUCUUGCUUAUCAGCAGCAUAGCCUAGGACCAAGUAAUAGUUCUCAACAGCAGCAAGCAAGCAAUUCACGAGAAAGCAAUAUUCAGAGCGGUACUACAACGCUUCGUUCUAGGCAUCGCUCGAGCCAUCACGAUGGCCUUAUCAAAUGUCAUUAUUGCCCUAAAAAGUGGGCCGACCAAGCUGUGCUGCGAGUUCAUAUGGAAGAAUGUCGAUUGUUACGAAUGCAUGAAUGUCAACAAUGUGGUAAACGUUUCAAAGCACGCGGUGGUUUGCAGCAGCAUUUACGCAUACAUUCGAACGAUCGUCCGUAUCAAUGCCGUUUUUGUCCGAAGCGUUUCACUCAAAAGUCACAUGUCGAUCAGCAUGAAAGGAUCCAUACUGGUGCCAAACCAUUUUCUUGUCAAUUUUGUGGUCGCGCGUUUCGACAGCGUUCUCAACAGCUUGGACAUGAAUCAACCCAUGCCAGUGGACCCCUUUCGAUGAGUGCGCAUUUACCGCAUGCAAGCUCUCAUCAUAUCAAAUUUGAAAAUGCAAAUGCCGAUCAAGGAUGCAGCCAAACAGCAGCUGGGGAUGCCAGCAGUGUUGAAAGAAGUGCAGCUGUACAGCAGCAAGCGGUAACAGCGGUAGCUACCGCAGCAGCGGUUGCAGUAGCAGCACAACAGGACCGCUUAAACAGUUCGGGGAGCAGUACCUUGAGUUUGAUGUCACCGAAUGGUACUGGAUUGGCACAUAGUGCAGUCAGUUCACUGUUAGCAUUAAGUCAGCAGCAGCAGACUCAAGGAAUGGCGAUGUCACAAAGUACUCAGCAGACUAUUGCCGAUGCUAUCGGUGCAAGGAAUAGUGCAGUGUGA